AUGGCAGAUUUUGAAUCGCCAGACCCAACCAUGGAUGAGAGCGCUGUGCAGGUGGCUGCAGGCUCUCUCAGCUGGGUCUCUGCAGCGGGAACCGAUCGCCGGGUCGAUUUGAAAGGUAUUGUGGGUGUCGUGCGGAACCCGAGCUCAUCGCCUGGGUAUCGCCGCCCAAAGCGAGGGGGAAACAAUGACUCGCUCACUCGUCUUUCAAAACUUGAUAUUUCGACUCUACCCUCGGGCUUAUCUCCCUUCCUUGUGGAUGUUCCAAGCCACCUUCGACGAGAAGAGCCCGUCCAGGUCGUGAUAUCAACCCGGAGUGGCACGGGUACAGCGAAAGCUGUCUUUCACGACAUCGUGGAGCCAUUUCUCCAAUACAUGGGACUUGAAUAUCGAGUCUUUGAAACGCAAUCAGCUCAGACAAUCCUCGAACUUUCCCGAUCGCACUUCUUGAAAAAUGCCUGCGCGGGGAUCCCCCAGACCAUUCUUCUGCUGUCUGGCGAUGGGGGUUUAGUCGAUCUUGUCGAUGUCUUUUACAAAUCCACGAACACACUUCAUGUGGCUCCGGACAUUGGUAUAAUCCCCUGUGGAACGGGAAAUGCCAUGGCCAGCUCUAUCGGAUUACGAUCAGGACCAGCCUCUGGCCUCCAAGCCCUGCUCCGGGGCCAGCCUUGUCCUGUUCCAAGCUUCGCGGCCAGAUUCUCCCCGGGAAGCCAGCUCGUGCUAGACGAAGGCAGAAAGCGUGCUCCGGUUGACUUCCUGUCAGAUGGCCCUCAUCAAACAAUUUACGGGGCGGUGGUGGCCAGUUGGGGUCUCCACGCUGCACUAGUCGCCGACAGCGAUACGGCCGAGUAUCGAAAAUUCGGAUCGGAGAGGUUCAAAAUGGCUGCAAAAGAGCUUCUCCAUCCAGCCGAUGGCACUUCUCCACAUCGCUUCCAGGGUCAGAUUACAAUGACCACAUCAGAUGCCCAGACGGGGGAGAAGAGCCAAUAUAUCCUCAAAGAGAGCGAGCAUAUGUACGUGCUGGCUACUCUAGUCCCCCGUCUAGAGAAAGAUUUCCUAAUCUCUCCCUACACGGAACCACUGGGUGGACAAAUGAGAUUUCUUCGAUUCGGGCCUUUAUCUGGAGAUGAAGCGAUGCGUUUGAUGAUGUUGGCGUAUCAAGGGGGAAAGCAUGUACAGGAUGAUCUGGUUACGUAUGAGGAGAUUGAGCGGCUUCGCAUCGAUUUCCAUGAAGAUUUGGAACGGUGGCGGCGGGUUUGUAUUGAUGGGAAGAUUGUUGCUGUUGGUCAGGGAGGUUGGAUGGAACUUUCGAAGGAGCCUAGACCUCUUUUGAAUAUUAUCAAGUCAGGUGAGUGA
Penicillium subrubescens is the source of this 1353-nucleotide messenger RNA. Its product is annotated as diacylglycerol/lipid kinase family protein. Gene Ontology annotation, biological process: sphingosine biosynthetic process. The coding region runs from base 1 to 1353 and encodes 450 amino acids. Gene Ontology annotation, cellular component: intracellular membrane-bounded organelle; membrane; cytoplasm. The record is from RefSeq and is a predicted model, not a curated record. The transcript has 2 exons. Lineage: Eukaryota; Fungi; Ascomycota; Eurotiomycetes; Eurotiales; Aspergillaceae.